This is a messenger RNA of Prunus armeniaca (apricot), 450 nucleotides long. The record is from the annotation of a GenBank genome assembly. NCBI's taxonomy places the organism in Eukaryota, Viridiplantae, Streptophyta, Magnoliopsida, Rosales, Rosaceae.
AUGUCAAGCCACGAGAUUUGGCCCAAGUCCGGUGGUGUCCCACCAAGCUAUGAGAUACUUAAGGCUUGCACCAAAGGGUGUGUCCCCGACAACGUGGGGAUAGAUCCUCUGCCUUUGGGGUCGGAUAUAUACACUGGUGCCAGUAUCCCUCGGGGUUCCUUAAUUCUCUCGCCGGCCCACUUAGAGAAUGUUAGGUUUCCACUCCAUCCCCUCUUUCAUAUGCUCCUGUUCUUAUUGGAUCUUCACCUCAUUCAACUAAACCCGAAUUCUUACCUUCUCAUAUUUGGGUUUCUAGCCUUCGAUUUGAAGUGGGGUGUGUCUCUUAGCUUUAAGGAUUUCAUUUACCUCUACGACUUGGCUUGCGUUAGGGGGGAAAGUCACUAUUUCUUUUUUACGUCUGGGCAUGGUAAAAAGUUAUUUACUUGUAAGCCCAUUUUCACCAAGUAUUAG